Brachypodium distachyon (stiff brome) is the source of this 2700-nucleotide messenger RNA. RefSeq names its product double-stranded RNA-binding protein 1. Lineage: Eukaryota; Viridiplantae; Streptophyta; Magnoliopsida; Poales; Poaceae. The transcript is spliced from 7 exons. The record is from RefSeq and is a predicted model, not a curated record. Bases 178 to 2400 code for a protein of 740 amino acids.
AAAGAACGUGAACACGGAAGAGCCGCACAGAGAAGCGUCAAUACAAGAGAGGGGCGAGAGAGGCACAGAAAACGUGAAGACGGAAUUCGGCGAGCAGUGAGUGAAGCGCGAGCCAGGAAGAAUUCCCCAGCAACUCAGCAAGAGAGGCCCGGCCGCCGAUUCCGAUCGGCCGCGAGAAUGUUCAAGUCGCGGCUGAAUGAGCUGUGCCACCAGCAGCGGUGGGCGCCGCCGGCGUACACCCACCAGCUCGAGGGGCCGGCCCAUACGCCCAAGUUCCGCGCCACCGUGGUCGUCAACGGCUCCGAGUUCCACUCGCCGGAGGAGGAAGCCUGGCCGACCACGGCCAAGGAGGCCCAGAGCCUCGCUGCCAAGGCAGCCUUCGAGCACCUUUCCUCUCUCCCGCCUCCUCCUCCGCCGCCGCAGCCCGGAACCCAAGUUGAUUAUAAGAGUCAGUUGCAAAUUUAUGCCCAGAAGAGACGCAAAGAUAUUCCUUUUUAUCACUCCAUUCGGAGUGGUCCACCCCAUGCAACUCUGUUCAAGACAACAGUGACCAUAGAUGGGCAAACAUUUGAAAGUCCACAAGAAUAUCACACAAUAAAGGAGGCAGAAUUUGCUGCUGCAAGAGUUGCCCUGAUGUCAUUACCUCAAGAAGCAAACCCACCACAGCAAUUGCUGGCUGAAUCAACUUCAUCUAUUUCUUUCCCUGGAAAUCAGCCUAAUUAUAAGCUUCAAUUGCAAAUUUAUGCUCAGAAGAGAGGCAAAGCGCUGCCUUGCUAUUGCCGUAUCCAGGAAGGUCCAUCUCAUGCACCUCUGUUCAAGUCAAUAGUGACCAUAGAUGGACGAACAUUUGAAAGUCCACAGUACUGUCUCACACUUAAGGAGGCAGAAUCUAUUGCCGCAAAACUUGCUCUGAUUUCCUUAGCUCAAGACGCAAGCUCGCAACCGGUUCAAACAAUAUCUCAUAAUAGGGCUCGACAGGAUUUAGCUGAGAAAGAAGGCUCCCCCUUGGAUGUCUACAAUGCUACAUUAGAUGAUUCAAAUCAUUUUUCUAUCUCCAAAGAAAAAGUGGAAACUCAAGGCAGAAGUUUUCAGGCAGGACCUGGGCACACUAAGAAGCAAUCCGAGAUGAUUGCUACUGAGCUUGCUUUUCAACAUUCUGAAGACCUUGGAUCACAGAUGCAAACAGGAACUGAGAACCGCACUGAUCAAGAGUUCAAGAUUUUACAGCCUCGUUCUCCAGUAUCCCAAGUAUCAAUGGCAACAAGUGACCAGAAGAAUGACUCUAAUGCUAUUGAUAAUGAUUCUUGCUCUCUUGCCUCCACUAUUCCUCUCCCCAUUGUUGGCACAUCACAACCUCUUGCUGGACCUACCCAAUCUGUCAAGAUGGAAAAUGAUAGAAAAGCCCUUUCAGAGCCAAGCACUGAGGUUGAAGUAAUGGACUCAACUCCAGAGCGCACAUUGCUCCCAUUAGUCUCAAAGCCACCAACCAAUACUUCAAAGAUUGCGGUGACAACAAGUACAGUGCUUAUUGCUUCACAAGCUCUCGUUGAACCUAUUCAAUCUGUCAAGAUGGAAAAUGGUAAACCAGCAAUUCCAGAGCCAAGCACCGAGGCUGAAGUAAUGGACUCUACUCCGGAACCCACGUCUCUCCACUUAACCUCAAGGCCACCAACCAAUACUUCCAACUUUGCGGUGACAACAAGUACAAUGCCUGUUGCUUCACAAGCUCUUGUUGAACCUAUCCAAUCUGUCAAGAUGGAAAAUGGUAAACCAGCAAUUCCAGAGCCAAGCACCGAGGAAGUAAUGGACUCUACCCCGGAACCCAUGUCUUUCCACUUAACCUCAAGGCCACCGACCAAUACUUCCAACUUUGCGGUGACAACAAGUACAAUGCCUGUUGCUUCACAAGCUCUUGUUGAACCUAUCCAAUCUGUCAAGAUGGAAAAUGGUAAACCAGCAAUUCCAGAGCCAAGCACUGAGGCUGAAGUAAUGGACUCUACUCCGGAACCCACGUCUCUCCACUUAACCUCAAGGCCACCGACCAAUACUUCCUACCUUGCAGCGUCGAGAAGUAAAGCACCUGAUGCUUCACAAACUGUUGUUCAACCUGUCCAGUCUGCCAAGGAGGAUAAGGAUAAAACAACAGUUCAAGAACCAAGCUCUGAGGCUGAAGUAAUGGGCUCAACCCCAGGACCCACGUCCCUCAAUAAUACUUCCACACUUGCUGCGUCAACAACUGCAAUGCCUGUUACUUCUGUUGGAUGCGGCUGCUCGAUGUUAACUAACCGAAUCCAGGUCUACCCACGCCGCCCUGACAUGGUAUUGCCAGAAGGUGCAACCGUUCUUCCUUUUAGUGAUGAAGCGUGGGUGGCUGUCAGCCUACCAUUCCUUCAACCUUGAAGGCAGUAUUACUACAGCUAAUCCAUCGAAGUGAAAGGACCCAGUGAUGUUGCUCUAGGCUGUAGUUGACCUCAUGUUUUUAGUUAAACUUGCAUCUUGUGUUCUGGUAGUAAGCAAGCGUAAUUAACAUGCCCGCGGUGCAACUUCAGUUAUUCUCUUCCAUGUUCAGACUGAUGUAACUUUGUGCUAUAUAGUUGAUGGUACUGGCUGAACCAUCUAGCAGAACAUGAAUUAUAUUCGUACCAGGUUAUAACUUUGAAUUAGAUAUUUGGACCAUACAGUUUGUCUUUUAGCUUCCUA